Messenger RNA from Lodderomyces oxycetoniae, 3393 nucleotides. It is a transcript of the gene ZCF29, whose product is annotated as Zcf29p. NCBI's taxonomy places the organism in Eukaryota, Fungi, Ascomycota, Pichiomycetes, Serinales, Debaryomycetaceae. The coding region runs from base 1 to 3393 and encodes 1130 amino acids. Gene Ontology annotation, molecular function: DNA-binding transcription factor activity, RNA polymerase II-specific; zinc ion binding; RNA polymerase II cis-regulatory region sequence-specific DNA binding. Gene Ontology annotation, cellular component: nucleus. The transcript has a single exon. Gene Ontology annotation, biological process: positive regulation of transcription by RNA polymerase II. The record is from RefSeq and is a predicted model, not a curated record.
AUGGGGAAAAUAAGAUCAAGAUCUUCCAAGGUUUGUGAUUUCUGUAAGCGAAGGAAAGUAAAAUGUGAUUUGGGAAACCCGUGUUCUACAUGCGUCAAAUAUAGAAGAAGUCCAUGUGUAUAUUCAGACAGGUUGGAGACUAAUGGUUCAUUUGUUAAACCUAAAUCAAAUAAUCGGCUUCAAGAGCAAGAACCUCAGCGACAUCAGCAAUCACCACCAAUACUACUACUACAGCAGCAGCAGCAGCAACAAGCUCCAAAGCUACAGCAGCAGCAGCAGCAACAGCAAGCCCCAAAGCUACAGCAGAGGCUACUACAACCACCACCACCAGAAGCACAUAGACCCACCUUUUCUCAAUACACAAGUGCCUCUUCAACCAUAUCAAAUAAAAAUGAUUCAGUAUUUUCUAGAAGUUUGGAUUCUUCAGGGCAAUCAGUUUCUUUGUCAUCCAGAAAAUUUAGUGAUAACCACAGCACAUCAUCUCCAUUGAGUGUAAAUGAUUCUUCUCAUAUCGGCAAUGUACAAGAUGAAUUGACCCUACUCAAGCAAAAAUUAGACUUGCUAGAAAAGCAACUCACCUCAAAACAACAAUUGCAACUACAACUGCAGCAGAUACAUGAGGAUCAUGACGCAUUAUCAAAUGGACAGACACUAUCACCACUAUACAUAAAUCAGUUUGCAGAAGGAAAUGGUAGUCAACGAUAUACGUUUGAAGACAUAACAAACACUGGCUUAACAGCUACAUCACCAAGAAGCUUAGUCCCUAUUGAGCUAAAGUCACUACUAGGCUUUAAUCCAAUUGAUUCAGAAAAUGAUCGAAUAAAUUUUCACAAUGGGUGUAGCUUAACAAGGGAUAAGGACCACUCCAACAGAAAAAUUUAUGGACCUUUUGCUUGGAAAACUCUAUUGAAAAUUGACAAUGCAAUGGUUCCAGUUUGGGCCCAUAUGAACUCAAUCAAAAAUAAAUUUAGAGGUAAAGGAUUUAUUCCUCAUGUUGGAGAACAUUCGGCACAAGUGGAGAAGGAUUUUUCAAAAAAGAUUAUGAAUGAAGUAGAAAGCGAAGUGCGACCAUUUAGAGAAACCGCUGGUGAAGCUGCUCCAAGACGAAUAAUACCACAAGAAGAGUUGAACGAAAAAGCCGUUUGUUUGGGAUUGGCAUUUUAUCAAGGUGGACUAGAUGCAGAAAUGGAGUUGGUUGAAAAGAUUAGACUAGUCUUGCCGAAACAAAAGGUUAUUUGGAAAUUAUACAAAAGAUUCUUUACUCAUUUAUACGUGGCAAUCCCUAUUUUGGAUGAAAUGGCGCUAAAGGAACAUUUGCAGAAAUUGAUAGGACCCGAGGAUUACAAAAACGUUGAAGUUUCAGUUAAAGUGGAACGUAAACUUGAUUUUGCGUGCUUGGGCAUAUUGUUGAUUGUAUUGAGGUUUAGUUAUAUCUCAUUAUUUUCUCAUGAUUCGACAAUCAACGAAAUCAAUUUUCAUACAGACGAUCCUUCGCCCACGGCCCAACACAUUAAAUUUUUGCUCAAUAACCCCAUUAAUAUUGAUGUCAUUGAUGUGGCUCAACUGUGUUUGGAUCAAUUUAACAUUAUGAAGAGUAAUAAUAUCAUUAUAUUACAGUUGGCACUAUUAACUCGAGUUUAUCACCUGCUUGCGCCUGAAGACGGUGAUGGAAUGGAUGGUGGAGAUGCACAGAUUUUCAAUGCGACUUUGAUUCAAAUGGCAAUUACUAUUGGGUUGCAUAGGGAUCCCGAUAAGUUUGAGGACAACCAUCAAGACCAGCGUGCUAACAACUUGGCGAGGAAAAUAUGGUUUUACUUGUUGAUUCAGGACUUGAACUAUGCUUUGGCCAAUGGUAUGGCCAUGACUAUAGAUCUGGAUUAUUUUGACACAAAGGCGCCAUAUUACAAAGCAGGAAACGAGAAUGUAUUGGAUGUAGAGAUUGAAAAAAUUGCUUGUAGCUGUUUUCCCAGUUUUGAUCAAAUAUAUGAUAGUUUUUAUAAGAUAUUCAAAUUAGUAUUCAAGGUGAAAGGAUCGGUUGCGCUUCUUGAAUUGGUUGAGCAUUUGAAUGGGGUUGAGAAUUUUUUUAAAGAAAAAUAUGGAAAAGUUGCAUAUAAUUAUGACUUGGAUCAAAAUUCCAAAGAUGCGAUGCCAAGUGCAAUUAGGUUAAAGAUAUACUUUCUGGGGAGCUUUUGGCUAGUUUCCGUUUACUUGCACAUAUUCAAUUACUAUGAAGCGAAAAAUAAUCUACAUCUUGCUUAUUUUUAUCUCAAGAAGAUGUUAGCGGUUAUUAUUGAAGAUGUAAUGCCAUGUUUUAGUGAAUGUGUUAGUCAUAAGAAAAACAUGUUUAGAAAUUCAGUUGAUUUGGUGGCGACUCCAAGUUUUGAAACCGUUGCUCAUAAUUCGAUGGUUGUUAUUGCAACAAUAUACUUGAGGGUCAGGUAUUGGAUCCACUCAAAGCAAGUGAGUCAUCGCAACAAAAUGUACAUCCUUGCAGAAGAUAAGCACUAUCAAAAAUUGCGCAAACUAGCCGAUUUGUUGCUAAAGUGCUGGGAGGUUUAUAGAGAUGGUGUUGCUAGAUUAUCCCAUCGAUAUUAUUACGCGUGGUUGAUUACAAAAGCGCAACAAUUUUUAAAAACGAUGCUUACUGAUGAGUAUUUUGAAACUUAUGAACCGAAGCUAAUAUUACCACCAUUCACAAGCGAGAUGUUAGAUCAAUUAGGGAAUUUGUUGGAGACUUCAAUGGCUAAAAUUCAAAAGACUAAAAGAGCUCGUAAGGAAGAAGGGCUACUACAAUCGCAAAUGCAAUCUGUACAAAACAAUAAUAACAACAAAAAUAACAAAAAUAACAAAAAUAACAAUCACAACAAUAACAACAACAAUAACAACAAUAACAACAACAACAACAACAACAACAACAACAACAACAACAACAACAACAACAACAAACCAGAGUCAUUACCAAAGGAAGAUAAUGCUGAGAAGGCCGAAUUGAAUCAUAGAGAUUCUAUUGGUUCCACAGGUAGUUCAGAAAAUGAUUACAAGUCAAAUGAUAAGAUUGAUAGUAUUUGGUUGCAAAUGAUGAAUAUGAAAAAUGAUGAUUUGACAAGCAGGUAUAAUUAUGACUCCACAAUGAACAAUAUGGUAUCACAAUCUCCGAAUUUUUUGAGUGGUAUGGAUGGAGGAGUAGUACCCAUUCCAACCCUUGGAAUGAGACAGAAUAGUUUUGGUCUUGGCUCUAUAGGAGGAGUUGGAGCCGGAGGGGGAGUUGCCUCUGGAACCGGUGUUGGGGCUGUUGCUUCAGGUUCAGGUUUUGGCUAUGGAUCAUUUGAUUUGAAUAACGGGGACAUGUUUGAAAAUUUCCCCCUUGAUGAAUUAUUUAAAGAUUUUUCAUGA